This is a messenger RNA of Ictalurus punctatus (channel catfish), 2388 nucleotides long. RefSeq names its product scavenger receptor cysteine-rich type 1 protein M130-like. The transcript is spliced from 15 exons. Gene Ontology annotation, cellular component: membrane. Bases 1 to 2388 code for a protein of 795 amino acids. Lineage: Eukaryota; Metazoa; Chordata; Actinopteri; Siluriformes; Ictaluridae. The record is from RefSeq and is a predicted model, not a curated record.
AUGGUUGGUGUGGACUGUAGAGGAUCAGAGUCGACACUGAAGAACUGUAGAUCAGAUGGGAAGGGGGAUUAUUGUGGUCACAGUCGUGAUGCUGGAGUCACUUGCUCAGGUCACAGAGAGCCAAUUCUCACUGCUGGCCCUCACCGGUGCUCUGGGAGAGUGGAGGUGCUUCAUGGAGGUUCCUGGGUCACACCAUGUGAUGCUGAUUUUGACCAGCAGGAUGCAGAGGUUGUGUGUCGAGAGCUGAGCUGUGGGAUUCCUGUGGAGGUUCUGGGAUCAGCUGCUUUUGGCCGAGGGGAGGGUCAGGUGUGGACAGAGGAGCUUCAGUGUAGAGGAACAGAACCUGAGAUUACCUUCUGUCCAACAUCAUCUUCACUCAAACACUCAAACUGCUCCCAUUACAACGAUGUGGGAUUAAUAUGUUCUGGUCACACAGGGGCGCGGCUGGUGAAUGGACCGGACUCCUGUUCUGGUCGAGUGGAGCUCCAGUACCUCAGUGACUGGGGCACAGUUUGUGCUGUAGGCUGGGAUAUGAGAGCUGCAGAUGUUCUCUGUGCACAGCUGGAUUGUGGCAGUGCUGUGGCUGUGGUGGAGGUGGACUGGUUUGGGGAGGGGAGUGGCCACAUCUGGGCUGAUGUGUUUGAUUGUCAGGGGAAGGAGACACACCUAUCACAAUGUGGCAUCUCAUCAUGGAGUGGAGCUGCAUGCUCUCAUAAACACGAUGCUGGAGUCAUCUGUAAUGGAUCAUCCGUGGCGUUUCAUGAGGGGCGAGUGCGGUUGUCUGGAGGGAGCGAGUGUCAGGGGGAGGUGGAGAUUUAUUUCAGGCAGGACUGGAGGAGAGUUCUCCUGGACUUGUGGAGUCUGUCUGAGGCGUCUGUGCUCUGCAGACAGCUGGGCUGUGGCUCCGUGCUGAACUACCGCUCCUCUCCAUCCACCACUGAACACAAACACAUGUGUGUAACGGGUUUCAGCUGCUCUGGGAGUGAAGCUCAUCUGGGGAACUGCAGCACUGCACAACCUGUCAACUGCAGCUCCGGGGAACAGCUGUACAUCACCUGCUCAGACCUCAGGUCCAUCAGGCUGGUUGGUUCUGGGGGAGACUGUGCAGGAAGGCUGGAGGUUUUCCACAGCGGCUCGUGGGGGACAGUGUGUGAUGACUCGUGGGAUAUUGAGGAUGUGCAGGUGGUGUGCAGACAGCUGCAGUGUGGAGUGGCCCUCAGUACCCACAUACCAGCCUGGUUUGGUCCUGGAACUGGGUCCAUAUGGCUGAAUGAGGUGGAGUGUGAGGGGAACGAGACGUCCCUGUGGAACUGCAGAUUUCAGCUGUGUGAAGAUUGUGAAUGUGGACACCAGGAGGACGUAGGAGUCGUGUGCUCAGAGUUUAAAGAGAUCCGACUCACGGAGGGCUGUGAGGGGAAUCUGGAAGUGUUCUACAAUGGAACCAGGGAGCACUGGUCUCUCAGGCUGAGUGGAGGAAAGAGAAGCUGCUCUGGGAGGUUGGAGGUGUAUCAUAACGCUACGUGGGGCUCCAUUUGUGAUGAUCAGUGGAACAUCAGUAACGCUCAGGUGGUGUGCAGACAGCUGGGCUGUGGGUCGGCGCUGAGUGCUGAUAGGAAUGUUAGUUCUGGUCCUGGUGAAGGGACUAUCUGGCCAAACAGAGUGAAGUGUCGAGGGGAUGAGAUUCACCUGUGGGACUGUCAUCAUUUCCUGAAGAAACACACUGACUGCUCUCAUGCUGGAGUCACCUGUGCAGACGUGUCCACUACUACACCCAUCACCAUCACCACCACCACCACCAUCACCACCACCACCAAAUCAGUAACAGCUCCUCCAAAUCCUCCAGCACCUAAAGCUCCACCCACUCCUCCACUGGUUCUCUUUGUGUUGGGAACGCUGCUCUUCCUGGCCUUAGUGCUUCUGCUGGUCCUUUUUUACCAGAACAGAGUGCUCAGGAGAGGAAGUCUCCUCUCUGAAGAACAGCAUUCUGGGUAUGAGCAUGUGGAUGAUGAGCUUCUCUCAGUAAAGUCUGGGACUGGAGAAAAGGCUGAGUAUUAUGAUGAUGUCAUCGACACCAGUGACUUCAUAAGUGAUACAGGAAGAGUUGACCCACCAGAGGACUACGAUGAUGCCGUCACUGCUGGACCGAUCCCUGAUAACGUGGAUGAGGAUGAAGCUGAGAAUUAUGAUGACGCCAUUACAGCUGAUCAGAAGUCAGUUAUACUGACAGAGGACGUGUCCGAGAACUACGACGAUGCGGUUCCCACUGAAACGAACACAAACAUCAUCACAGGUGGGCGUUCCUCAUCCUCACCUUCUCCGACUCCGCCCUCCAUUCACAAACCGGCGCUGGACCACGCCCCCGCCUCCAAGUUGGUAAUCACCGGUUAA